Molecule: messenger RNA, 3342 nt
Organism: Anguilla anguilla (European eel)
Lineage: Eukaryota; Metazoa; Chordata; Actinopteri; Anguilliformes; Anguillidae
Product: ras-related protein Rab-15-like
Exons: 7
Coding region: 275-913 (212 amino acids)
Biological process (GO): Rab protein signal transduction
Molecular function (GO): GTPase activity; GTP binding
Source: RefSeq, a predicted model, not a curated record
UAGAAGCGAGAACAGCUGCCGCUUGCAAUCCUGCCUCUUGACUUGUAGUCCCCAGCUAACGGUGUGUUAGGAUCUACAUGAGACUACCCACCUGCUCCGGAAGAGGAGGCUAACUUAGCGAAUAAUUCCUUCUACUAAACGUCUAAACGUCUAUUUAUAUGUCGAAAUGCAAACGAGAGCCUUCUGUCUCCACGUUUGUUUCCGGAGCUGACUGCGAGUGUACGUUUCGCUGCUAGCUACUCACCAACCGCGGCGCUUUCCAGCGUAGCACACUAUGGCCAAGCAGUACGAUGUUCUGUUCAGGCUGCUGCUGCUUGGAGAUUCUGGGGUUGGGAAAACCUGUUUGUUGUGCAGGUUCACAGACAAUGAAUUUCAUUCUUCUCAUAUUUCAACAAUUGGUGUCGAUUUCAAAAUGAAGACAUUAGAAAUAGAUGGAAUCAAAGUACGAAUACAGAUAUGGGAUACAGCAGGCCAGGAGAGAUACCAGACCAUCACCAAGCAGUACUACAGACGAGCACAAGGAAUCUUCCUGGUGUAUGACAUCACCAGCGAGCGGUCUUUUCAGCACAUCAUGAAGUGGGCCAGCGAUGUGGACGAGUACGCACCCGACAAGGUACAGAAGAUCCUCAUAGGGAACAAGUCUGACGAAGAGCAGAAGAGACAGGUGCCCAAGAUGCACGGUGACAAGCUUGCAAAAACCUAUGGAAUGGACUUCUUUGAGACAAGUGCCUGUACGAAUUACAACAUUAAAGAGUCAUUCACCCGGUUGACAGAACUGGUCUUACAGGCCAAUAGGAAGGAGCUGGAUGGUCUGCGGGUGUCCAUCAACGAGGAUCUGGGCAUCGCUGACCUGGAAGACGAGGAGGACCAGUGCGAGAGUGCUGCUAACACACAGAAGGCGUGCUGGUGUUAAAGGAGAGGCACGCAUACAGACCUUCAAACGUUCCAGCAAAGCGUGGUAUUUUCACGAGGCUGACGCAUGACGAAAAGAUUCAAAUGAUGGAACCUGGGUAUUUCUCCUGCCACAGGGGCUCACACCUCUCAGUACCCACAUUCUCAUGUUGUGUGACUGUUGCGUUUUAUCCACAAUACUCGUUGUUUCUAGUUUAUAUUUUCUUUUUGGCUUUGGUCUUCUUUAUUUGAAAAACAUCUGAAAUACAUCAUUAUCAUAAGCUCCUUUCUCUUCUUGGCUUCUACCAAAAUACCAAAUCCCAUUUUAUGCUGAAAGUCAGGUUUUUCCAUGUUUUUUUCUGAUUUUGCCAGAAGAGGGCAGCAUUCUCUUAACGGCGCGUUUGUAUAUUUGUUGUACGUUUGAUAACAAAGGUACCUGCAAUUCAACUCUUGCUCUGGGUGAAUUCUGUUCCUCAGCCUCAGUUCAGAAUAAACCAGCUCCACAUGCGUUCCCCUACCAUUCCAUGCAAAAAAUGUGACACUGAGACAAGGCCAGUUAUCCUCAGCACAGGAGUUCAGGAGUUGAAAGUUGGCAUUACAUAGCACAAAGGAGUGGUACACUGUGGAAUGUAUCAUGCUUUUCCACCAUUUCCAUUUAUUUCCAUUUUACUUUUUUUUCUGAAUCCUCUGUUAGUAUUACAGCGGGUUGUUUUUUCCAUGAAGUGUUCUUUGUCAUUGCCUUUCAAUUCAGCAAGAGUCUCUUUCUUCACUGCCUUUCUGUCUACUUGUUCUGUGUUUCUGUGCGAUCUCAGAUAAGUCAUUCAUUGCCAUCUGUCUGGAUAUUUCCCCCAGAUAAACUGCUCAAAUGCAUGAUAUAGAGAUUCGCCCUCUUUGUCUCUUAUGCCUGAGAUUAACCCCUUUAAGUAUCAGUGGUCAUUUAAAACAUGGUCAGGGGAGUUAAAAUAAACACAUGGAUAUAAGUGUAUAUAUAUAAAUACAAAAAUGUAAUUAGUAUUGAUUUAGUCAUUCCAUUUUGAUGCAAAGUAUUCAUGAGAAAUGGUUCCAGGAUUUCCUGUGUUACUCAGCAUAAAAGCUAAAAACAUUUAUUUUUCAAGCAUUUGUGAGUGACUCGUUUUAAUGGGUUUAAUGGGACCGCAGGUGCUCCAGCACUGUUCUUAACUAUUCUUGAGCUCUCGUGUGCUGGCAUGGUAGAGUGCAGGCGAAUCUUGUAUCUGAGGUGCACUCACUGACGUAAGAGGAAACUACAGAAGAGAGGGCAGGAGGCAAGGAUGAAUUAUUGAGAGGAUGAAAACUAAAACGACCAAGAUUGCUCCUUUGUCUGAAGUAAGGCAUCACAGAACCAUUCCUUUUUCACUGCAGUUACUCUGCAAGUUUUUGAUUAUAAUUAGUGAGUACCAAGACUUACUACUAAAACUUACUGCCUGUGUUGAAUGUAUCCGUGUUGUAAUGCAAAUUAUUUGGGGCACAUCAAUCAAAUUUGACAACUGCAGAGCUGUGGAACUUCAGUGUGUUUGUUGUAAUUAACUCUGAAUUAUUCCAUCCGUGGAGUCUCCAGUGAAGCUUGUGGUCUCUUGAUGAAUUGGGAUAGUUGCAAAUGUCCCACAUUCUCAAUUUUUGGCUCUUAUAUCAGGUUUUUAGUCUCUGCACAUUUGGAGAUGGCCAAUGCAGUGCCUCUUGACCUUUGAUGACCUCUGAGUUUAAACAAUGUGCUUGCACACUGGUUAUGUACAUGUUAGCUGCUCACAUUGCAUAUGACUGUGGUGCUGUAUCUAAAACAGUAGGAAACUUACAGAUGUCAUCCUACUGUUCUCACCAACUUUAUUGCAAAAGUAUUCAUGAGGUGACCCAAGCUAGUAAAAAGAAACGUCAUGUGUGCAAGGUCAGAUUUUUAUUUAUUUUUUUCAGAAAAAAAGCAUAAAUGAAGUGUGGUCAGCAGCACCCCUCAAUAAAAUACAAGAAUUGCAAAGCAUUUACUCAGCCAGCCUACAUAAUAGCAGUGCUGAAAUGAACUGGUGUUGUGUUCUUCAAGGUAUUCUCCAUAAAAAUUGAAAGUCCCCUUUUAACGUUUGGUUACUUAUCAAUAGUUUGUACAUGUGUUAUUGCACUUACUAGGUGAUGAAAGAUUAUUUUCUGCCCUUGAAGUACAAACUGUGUUGAAUUUACCUUGGCACUAUACACCCCACUCCAAGAUAGAAGUAAUCUGUUGCAUCUGAGGAUGUGUUGUAUUGAAUGGAAACUUGAUUACACUGUAGAAACAAAAUGUAUCUCUUUCUUGUUUCUGCUGUCUGCUGAAAAACAAUUGUUUGGAACACUACUUGAAUUCUGUCAUGGUCUUAGUGGAAAUAUUUAGUGUGUUUCAGGAUUGAGAUUCUUUUGAAUGAGUCAGAAAAUGACAAUGAUUUUGAAAAAUAAAUAGUAGUGAGAUAUUUA